GUAACCCAGCCACAGAGAAAUGUAGCAUAGGAGAUUCCAAAGACAGUUGAAACGUUUAAAGAAAGAGAAGGAUAUUCUCCUAAAAAGAAAUAGACUGUUGGCCAAAGAAAUUAAAGAGGCAAGGAAACAUGUGUCCGAUUUCCGUUAUCACAAUGAAUUGAUGGCAAAGGAGCGCGAUAAGGCUCAGAAGGAAAGGGAUGCUCUUCAGUUGGAGAAAAUACAUCUGUUAAAGGCACUAGAUGAAGAGAGAAAAGAAAAGGAGGUUCUCGUUGCAAGGAAAAAGAAGGAAGGAGCAGAACUUCAUGAGACAGAAAGCAAUGGAAUACCAGAUUGUUCAUUAACAGAAACACCAACAGUAGAUGUAAUUAAUGUUAAAGAGGAGAAUGAAAUGUCACUCGCAGAGGACCAUAGUGUAGAAAUGAAAGAUGUAAAAAGUGAGGACACAGACAUCGAACCAAAGACGGAAGACGAGAUAACAAUCAAAGAAGAGGAAAUUGAGUGCAACGAUCCAUUGUUGACUUUCCCGUGCAAGUUUUGUGAGAUUGUGUAUGCCACCAAAAGUGACCUGGAGGAUCACGUCAAAGAAGAGCAUGAGAGAGGAGAGCCACUGACCUGUUGCAGUUGUGAUAAAAUGUUCCAUAAAGAAAUUGAACUGAAGCUUCAUGAAGUUGUACAGCAUCAGGCAAAGUUAUGUAAGAAAGAG
Messenger RNA from Penaeus monodon (black tiger shrimp), 703 nucleotides. RefSeq lists its product as uncharacterized. Gene Ontology annotation, biological process: DNA transposition; DNA integration. Gene Ontology annotation, molecular function: DNA binding. The record is from RefSeq and is a predicted model, not a curated record. NCBI's taxonomy places the organism in Eukaryota, Metazoa, Arthropoda, Malacostraca, Decapoda, Penaeidae.